Molecule: messenger RNA, 1579 nt
Organism: Ilyonectria robusta
Lineage: Eukaryota; Fungi; Ascomycota; Sordariomycetes; Hypocreales; Nectriaceae
Product: NADP-dependent oxidoreductase domain-containing protein
Exons: 3
Coding region: 472-1440 (322 amino acids)
Biological process (GO): D-xylose catabolic process
Cellular component (GO): cytosol
Molecular function (GO): D-xylose reductase (NADPH) activity
Source: RefSeq, a predicted model, not a curated record
CCGAGUACUGGUUUGUUUAGUAGGUAGGUAGGUGAUUUACAAACACCCCCAGGCCCCUACUGCGCAGUAACUAGGAGACUCUCCAGCAUGUAUCCCGCCCGCUGCGCUGCGCUACGUUGCCAUGACAUUGCCGGCCCGCCUUUUCUCUCUCCCCGGAGCGCUGAUGGCCGAAGGAGGCAUGAUACGUGUGCUGGCCUCGCCGGACGGGCUGUCGGCCCAUGUGGGUAGGCGUCUGGCUAUCAAUGCGACUGCCAAUGCUAAUGCCAUGCCAUGACGGCCAUGCGAUGCCGGGGGACGACUGGGCCGAUUGAAAGCUGGUCGACGCCAUAAAUACUCCAUGAUGCCUCUCCCACCCACUCCUCCCUCAUCUCCCUUCUUCCCCUCUCCUGCUCCAUCUUGCGUCGCGGUUCUGUCCUCUCCACGAAACAAACACCACACCUACACUUACACCUUCAUCCCCCCACCGUCACCAUGGUUGUGCCCAACAUCAAGCUCAACAGCGGCUACGAGAUGCCCCAGGUUGGCUUCGGCCUCUGGAAGGUCGAGAACCAGACCGCUGACACCGUCUACAACGCCAUCAAGGCCGGAUACCGUCUGUUCGACGGUGCUUGCGACUACGGCAAUGAGAAGGAGUGCGGCGAGGGCGUCGCCCGCGCCAUCAAGGACGGCCUCGUGAAGCGCGAGGAGCUCUUCAUCGUCUCCAAGCUCUGGCAGACGUUCCACGACGCCGAGCGCGUCGAGCCCAUCACCCGCCGCCAGCUCGCCGACUGGCAGGUCGACUACUUCGACCUGUUCCUGAUCCACUUCCCCGUCGCGCUCGAGUACGUCGACCCCGAGGUGCGCUACCCGCCCGGCUGGCACUACGACGGCGACAAGGAGAUCCGCUGGAGCAAGGCCACCAACCAGGAGACGUGGGGCGCCAUGGAGAAGCUGGUCGAGAGCGGCCUCGCUCGCUCUAUUGGCAUCUCCAACUUCCAGGCCCAGACCAUCUACGACCUCCUCAAGUACGCCAAGAUCCCCCCCGCCACCCUCCAGGUCGAGCUGCACCCCUACCUCCAGCAGCCCGAGCUCGUCCGCCUCGCAAAGGCCGAGGGCAUCGCCCUGACUGCCUACUCUUCCUUCGGCCCUACCGGCUUCAUCGAGCUCGACAUGGACCGCGCCAAGUCUGCGUCGCCUCUGAUGCAGCACGAGGUCUUUACCACCCUCGCCGAGAAGCUCAGCAAGACCCCCGCCCAGGUUCUCCUCCGAUGGGCCACCCAGCAGGGCCUGGCCGUCAUCCCCAAGACCCAGCGCCCCGCCGUCAUGGCCGAGAACCUCGACUGCUGCGCCUUCGAUAUCCCCGAGGAGGACAUGAAGCGCAUUUCCAAGAUGGAUCUCAACCUCAAGUUCAACCAGCCCACCAACUACUUCCCCACCGAGAAGCUCUGGAUCUUCGCUUAGAUAAAUGACUUGACUUGACGACGAAAAGUGAUGGAAAUGACUUGCUUUGGGAUCAUCUUAGGCGUUUGUUAUUGUUGAUGGCUCUAUCUUCUAGCCCCAAAGGACAUCAUCGGGAGUCCACCUUAAAAUACAAACAAGU